UAUAAAAUUAGAUGGUCUUCCAAUUAAGGAUAUCCGUCCAUAGCAAUUAAUGGUAGGCUGAAAUACUAAAAUUAGAAGCUCAGGAAAUGCAAGCCAGCGCAUGGUAUGGUAAAAAUAGUGCAGCCAUUCCCCAGUUGCGAGUUUCAGGGGGUCAUCUAGCGCUCCUUUCGCCUUCCCUUGUUGAAUAUUUCAGUUUCAUGUUGAAAACAUGCAGAGACUUAAGACAACCAGGACCAUCCGUCCCUAUUCCUAAACUAAACUCUCAGGAAAGGACGUUGUGAUGGAAGAUCCAAUGGAUGGGUUUGAUUCACAGUUGCUCAAAGAGAUCGAGGACCAUGAUAACAAUGAGAAAUUUGACUCGUCUUCUGAAACUGAGAUUGAUGAGUACAUCAUGCUGCAUUCGACCCAUAAGAAUCACCUCUUUGGACGCCAGAAGCCUCUUCACUUGGUUCUUGGCGGUGAAAAACAUGCCAAUAUCAUACUGUGGCGAAACACGCAGAUCUCAACACACAUUUUUGCCGGUGUCACAGUCAUAUGGUUUCUGUUUGAGUGCAUAGGUUAUCACUUGCUUACUUUGGUUUGCCACUUUCUUAUUCUGUCAUUGACAACGGUCUUCCUGUGGUCCAAUUUAGCGUCCUACAUCAAUGUGUCGCCCCCAAAACUCCCCGAGGUAACCCUGCCGGAUGAACUGGUUGUGAAUUUCUUUCUCUUGCUUAGGAGCAUCAUCAACCGCGCAUUUACAUCCUUCCAGGAUGUAGCUUCUGGGAAGGAUUUGAAGAAGUUUCUUAAGGUGAUUGCGGUUCUGUGGGUUCUCUCUGUUAUAGGAAGCUGGUUCAGUUUUUUGACUUUGUUAUACCUAUUGUUUGUAAUGCUAAUGACAGCGCCAAUGCUGUAUGAGAAAAAUGAAGAUGCUGUGGACAUUUAUGCUGAGAAGUUGUGGUUUGAAGUGAAGAAGCAGUCUGCUGUCUUGAAUGAAAAUGUUCUGCAGAAGCUCCCAAUCUUUGGUUCCGAGAAGCAUCAUAAGCAGCAUUAAGAAUAUGCAUAUUGCAGUGGUUAGUAGUUUUUCUCUGUUUUACCAUUUGUGAAAGGCAAACUUGGAUUUCCUGGGAGUACAUGGUACAGAGAAAGUAAACCAUUUAUCAUCUUCAAAACAAAGGAGCAAUGUAAUGCCAUGGCUGGUUUAAACAAAGUGCAAAAAAGAACAGCCUCAUAUUUGAAUAGGUUAUUGUACCAGAUUGGAGUGCUCACAGUGCUAUUUUAAAGACACUUCUUUGCUGAAUUAUAGAUAUCAAGUUACAAAAUCUUUCAAACAUACAAGGCUCUUAACAAGUUUGACCAUCUUACCAACUCAUAAAGCUGCAUGCAGAUUCCAGCAGCUAAGGGUGCUCUUAUCUAAGAUACAAUGAAAAUCCUUCUUGGUAAGACUGC
This is a messenger RNA of Populus euphratica (Euphrates poplar), 1428 nucleotides long. RefSeq names its product reticulon-like protein B2. The record is from RefSeq and is a predicted model, not a curated record. The transcript has 5 exons. Gene Ontology annotation, biological process: response to bacterium. Bases 281 to 1033 code for a protein of 250 amino acids. NCBI's taxonomy places the organism in Eukaryota, Viridiplantae, Streptophyta, Magnoliopsida, Malpighiales, Salicaceae.